AUGACCCAGACCAAUGUUUACUCUUGGGCUUGGACUUUCCAGAAUAUGCGGGUUAAUAAAGUUAAAACUCGGAAAGGGAAGCGUGUGCUGGACGAUCGCGCUCCAAAAACCGUGGAAAAUGACAAGACCGCACUCAUUGUGAAAGGCUCAAAAACUAAUCAGACCGUAGUAGAUGCGAUGCUGGAUAUCUAUAUGCUGAAAAAGCCACUCAUUCGACAGUUGAAGCGCAACAUCCAUAUUAUAUUUUCGACUACGGAGACGCCGAUAGAGAAAUUUGUCGACAAAUACGACUCUUCUCUUUUCCUCUUUGGUUCAUCGACAAAAAAGCGUCCGAGCAGCUUAAUCUUUGGACGAACUCACGAUGGGCACAUCCUCGAUAUGGCUGAUCUUAGCAUUGUGAAAUUCAUCCCUGCUCGAAAUUUUGAAACUCCGAAGGUGCCACUGGGUACGAAGCCAUGUUUGUGCCUGGAGGGUACCGAGUUCGAAUCUGAUCCCACUAUGAAAAGGAUCGGGAAUUUACUUGUCGACUUCUUCAAAGGACCGACUGUUGAAAUGAUUCGUCUCGAAGGGUUGGAGUCUUUCAUAUCGUUCACAGCAAAAGACAACAUGAUAUACAUGAGGGUGUACAGAGUUUUAUUGCUGAAAAGUGCUACCAAUGUACCGAGGAUAGAGCUUCUUGAGAUGGGCCCAUCUAUAGAUUUUAAAGUAGAUCGCACAAAAAUUGCUAGCGACAGUCUGUACAAGGCGGCAUGCAGGAAACCGAAGGCACUUAUGUCUCGGCGUCGAAAGAACAUGUCCGAAGAUGUGUUCGGAAAUCAGCUUGCUCGAGUUCAUCUUGGAAAGCAGAACACGGAUGCUAUACAAACGAGGUAUAUAUCUUGUUUCUCGCAUAUCGUAAUUGGUUUCAAGUUAAAAGAAGUGGUCGCG
Molecule: messenger RNA, 927 nt
Organism: Ostertagia ostertagi
Lineage: Eukaryota; Metazoa; Nematoda; Chromadorea; Rhabditida; Trichostrongylidae
Source: the annotation of a GenBank genome assembly